Messenger RNA from Ambispora leptoticha, 299 nucleotides. NCBI's taxonomy places the organism in Eukaryota, Fungi, Glomeromycota, Glomeromycetes, Archaeosporales, Ambisporaceae. The record is from the annotation of a GenBank genome assembly.
CUCUCGACGAAAAUGUUGCCACAACUGAAGCAGCCACUACAAAUGUAUUAGAUAUCGAAGCAGCCAAUGCAGCCCAAACGGCUGCAACUUUCGAUCAUGAAAAUGCGUCUACAUUACUUCUUAAACGUAAUUUUUUGAAUGGAUUUAAGCCUGUCAUUUUUGCCAAUACUCUCGAUGAAAAUAUCGCUACCACUGAAGCAGCUACUACGAAUUUAUUAGAGAUAGAAGCUGCCAAUACAGCAGAAACUGCGGCAACUUUCGAUCAUGAAAAUGCGGCGACAGUUUUUGCUCAACUAUAA